AUGCCUGUUUUGAAGCGGCCGGCUUCAGCGAGUGGACUUCUUUCUAUGAAGAAGCCUGCUUCUCAUAGCUCCAUCAAGGACGUGGUCAGUGAACUCAAGGAUAGUCAGAAGCAUGAUGAGGACAAGGAAGGGUCUGAAGAAGUAGCGCGUGACAAGCAGAAAGCGCAAAAGUUUCACAAAAUGCUGAACCAGGGAUCACUACCGGAGCACAUCGUGCACAUGUACAACAUCGAAGCCAAGAAAAAUAAAGAUGGAGCUCGAGCCUUUCAGACCCGUUUGAUCAAUUCCCUGUUUCAGAAGAACAAGGACGGCACCUUCAGUGUACAAACUGAGAAGCAUGAGUUUCAGGAGUACAGGAAAAUUUACCACCAGUCUAUUGCAAAGGACAAGACGGAGGCAUUACCCCGUACCAUCAUGCUUGCAUCUCACUUCGGUGGGAAUGAGGCCUUAAUGAAGAAAGCCCUGGACAAUGGUGAGUUAGUGUCUAAGGUUGACAAGCAGUCCAACGUUGAAUACCUCCAGUUCAGGAAGCUCACCAAUGCCGAGGUGCGUGGCAAUGAAGAAGGAGAACACGUGGCUGGGUCCAAGAAGCUCUCCAGAGAGCAAGCUCAUUCCUUGGCCAGUGUCAUGGCCAAGCUCAAGUGGAAGUUUGAACUGAGCAAGGCUGAUGAAAAGCAGUUGGAGGACGCAAAUGAAAUUCCCGACAAGGUGAAGAAGCUUGCUGCCAAGGCUAAGGAUGCAUGCGAACGCUUGCUCAAGGAUGGAUCAAAGUUGGUGGGCCAGCCUGAAACCCAAAAAUUGAUCAAAGAUGGCUACAAGACCCUGUCCACUCACAUCAACAAUUUGAACACCCUCUUGAUGUUCAAUGAGUUGCCUGACAAAGCCACGAUCAACACCCACAGCUUGGAGAAUUUCAUUGGCACCAUCGCCCAGGACGUGGAUCAGUACCAUGGUGAGGUUCAAGCAGCCAAAGCUAGGGCCAAGGAAUUUGAGGAAACCGCAAACGGAAUGCUAUUGCUUUUGACUCAGAUUGCAGACCAUUUUGUUGAAGAAGGCCUGAAAGUCUUCGACAUUACAUCGAAAAGCCAUAUGCUUCAAGAAUUGGCUAUUUUGAGUCGAUGCAUCAAUCCCAAAGUCAUUUGGUGCUUUAUGGGGGAGGACCAGAUGCAACGAAUGCAACAAAUCGCCAAAGCUUGUGUUCGUGGAAACAAAGUUGACCAACAAACUUCAAAGCUGGCACGAAGAGGAAGAGGAAGAGGGAAAGAGAAAGAGAACGAGAAAGAGAAGGAGAAAGAUAAAGAGAAAGAAGAAAAGGAGAAGAGGAAGAGAGGAAGAGAGGAAGAGAGGAAGAGAGGAAGAGAGGAAGAGAGGAAGAGAGGAAGAGAGGAAGAGAGGAAGAGAGGAAGAGAGGAAGAGAGAGGAAGAGAGGAAGAAAGAGAGGAAGAGAGAGAGGAAGAGAGAGAGGAAGAGAGAGAGGAAGAGAAAGACGAAGAGAAAGACGAAGAGAAAGACGAAGAGAAAGACGAAGAGAAAGACGAAGAGAAAGAUGAAGAGAAAGACGAAGAGAAAAACGAAGAGAAAGACGAAGAGAAAGACAAAGAGAAAGACAAAGAGAAAGAUAAAAAGAAAGACAAAGAGAAAGACAAAGAGAAAAACAAAGAGAAAGACAAAGAGCAAGACAAAGAGGAAGACAAAGAAAAAGACAAAAAGGAAGACAAAGAAGAAGACAAAGAAGAAGACAAAGAGGAGGACAAAAAGGAAGGCAAAGAGGAGGACAAAGAGAAAGACAAAAAGAAAGACAAAAAGGAAGACAAAAACAAAGACAAAGAGAAAGACAAAGAGAAAAACAAAGAGAAACACAAAAAGGAAGACAAAGACAAAGAGAAAGACAAAGAGAAAGAGACAGGUUGA
Molecule: messenger RNA, 1911 nt
Organism: Cladocopium goreaui
Lineage: Eukaryota; Dinophyceae; Suessiales; Symbiodiniaceae
Source: the annotation of a GenBank genome assembly